GAGGCGAGGCCACAGUUACGUAUUGCCUGUGGCGUGGCUGAACCCCUGCCGCCUUUUUAGUGGCUCCGGAAACACCCAAGGUAAAGACACGUUCGCCUCAGCUCCAAUCCAACCUUGAACUUCACGGAGAGGCUCGACCAUCGCCAGUUCGCCAUCGCGAGGCUCUUCUUUUUCCUUUCCUGCUCUUCCAUUCCAUUCUAUUCUCUCCUUUAUCCCCUUUCCUUUUCCUUCUCCUUUGAUUCUCGCCCCGAACCAUUGCAGAGGCAGUCUUUUCCCCAUUCCUCCCUCUAGAGCCAUGGCUCGAAGUCCAACGCCGCAGGGCAGCCUGCGACAGCGGAAUGUUGCGUCCAAGCAGCCGCCUGCCGAGUCGGCGUUCGUCCCCGAGGUCGAGCUCGACAAGCUCUCCAAGGCGGCUCUGUCGUCGCGCCAGAACAUCCAGAGAGGCGAGCUCGAGCACAAGCUUGCCCUGACGCUGGUGACGAUCCUCGGCUUCGUCACUCGAUUCUGGGGCAUCAGCCACCCCGACGAGGUUGUCUUUGACGAGGUGCACUUCGGAAAGUUUGCCUCCUACUACCUCCAGCGAACGUACUUCUUCGAUGUCCACCCCCCUUUCGCCAAGCUGCUCUUCGCCUUCGUUGGCUGGCUGGUUGGAUACGACGGCCACUUCCACUUCGACAACAUUGGCGAUUCCUACGUGGCCAACAAGGUGCCCUACGUCGCGUUCCGAGCCUUGCCCGCCUUCCUUGGCGCAUUGACUGUGUCGGUCACAUACCUGAUCAUGUGGGAGUCUGGCUAUAGUGUGCCUGCUUGCCUUGUCGCGACCGGCCUGAUCCUCUUGGACAAUGCGCACAUUGGCCAGACACGCCUCAUCCUGCUCGACGCUACCCUGGUGCUCGCCAUGGCCUGCAGUCUCUUGUUCUACAUCAAGUUCUACAAGCUGCGGCACGAGCCCUUUAGCCGGAAGUGGUGGAAGUGGCUCAUCCUGACUGGCUUUGCGCUGUCUUGCGACAUCUCGACCAAGUACGUCGGUCUCUUUGCCUUUGUCACCAUUGGCUCUGCCGUCGUCAUCGAUCUGUGGGAUCUUUUGGAUAUCAAGCGUCGCUAUGGAGCCAUCAGCAUGCCGCAGUUUGGAAAGCACUUUGCAGCCCGCGCCGUCGGUCUCAUCGUCCUGCCCUUCCUCUUCUACCUCUUCUGGUUCCAGGUGCACUUUGCCGUCCUGACCCGAUCCGGUCCCGGCGACGACUUCAUGACUCCCGAGUUCCAGGAGACCCUGAGCGACAACGUCAUGCUGGCAAGCGCCGUCGACAUCCAGUACUACGACACCAUCACCAUCAGGCACAAGGAGACCAAGGCGUACCUUCACAGCCACCCCGACACCUACCCUCUGCGAUAUGACGACGGCCGCAUCUCCAGUCAAGGCCAGCAGGUCACCGGCUACCCCCACAACGAUACGAACAACUACUGGCAGAUUCUCCCUGCCGAUAAUGACCAGAAGCUCGGCCGUAACGUUAAGAACCAGGACUUGGUUCGACUUCGACACAUUGUCACGGACAAGAUCCUGCUCUCUCACGAUGUCGCCUCGCCCUACUACCCUACCAACCAGGAGUUCACCUGUGUGAGCCCCGAAGAAGCAUUCGGCGAUCGCCAAAACGACACUCUGUUCGAGAUCCGGAUCGAGGGAGGCAAGACCGGCCAGGACUUCAAGACCGUUGCCAGCCACUUCAAGCUCAUUCAUUUCCCCAGCAAGGUGGCCAUGUGGACUCACACCACCCCUCUUCCUGAGUGGGCCUACAGGCAGCAGGAGAUCAACGGCAACAAGCAGAUCACGCCCAGCUCCAACGUUUGGAUUGCCGAGGAUAUCCCUUCGCUCCCUGAAGACGACGCUCGCCGCCACAAGGAGCAGCGCAAGGUCAAGUCGCUGCCGUUCCUCCGCAAGUGGUUUGAGCUGCAGAGGUCCAUGUUCUACCACAACAACAAGCUGACCAGCAGCCACCCCUACGCCAGCCAGCCCUACCACUGGCCAUUCCUUCUCCGCGGAGUGAGCUUCUGGACGCAGAAUGACACGCGCCAGCAAAUCUACUUUGUGGGCAACCCCAUUGGCUGGUGGCUCGCCAGCAGUCUGUUGGCUGUCUUUGCCGGCAUCAUCGGAGCUGAUCAAGUCUCGCUGCGCCGAGGCAUCGAUGCCCUGGAUCAUCGCACCCGUUCCCGGCUGUACAACUCUACCGGCUUCUUCUUCCUUGCUUGGGCCACGCACUACUUCCCAUUCUUCCUCAUGGGCCGUCAGCUCUUCCUGCACCACUACUUACCUGCCCAUCUGGCGUCCUGCUUGGUCACGGGCUCCCUCGUCGAGUUCAUCUUCAACACGGACCCGGCGGACGAGGAGCCUUCUCGAUCCAAAAACCCCAAAGCUACCGGUCCUCAGAGACACAUCACAGCUCGUGAGCGAUUCGCUGGCAAGAGUAUGGCUGGCGCCUGGAUCGCUUGCUUCGUGAUUCUUGCUGCCGCCGCGGCGAGCUGGUACUUCUUCCUGCCUUUGACAUAUGGCUACCCCGGACUGUCUGUUGAGGAGGUUCUCAGGAGAAAGUGGCUUGGAUAUGAUCUUCACUUUGCCAAGUAGACGAUGACAGCUCCCGAAAGGGUGGCCAUGAUGCUGAAGAAGGGGCCGAUGCAGGGUGGGAGGUGGCAGACUCGUGCCCACUGAUGAUGGCCGAUGAAAUGUGUUGCCAACUGUUCGACAGAUCAAGGGGCUUGUUGAUCGAGGAGAUUUGCUUGCAUGUGUACAAUAAAAGGGGAGGUCAGGAGGAGCAUAUGGAGUUGGUAAAAUAUGAAACCUAGGCGCG
This is a messenger RNA of Trichoderma citrinoviride, 2840 nucleotides long. Its product is annotated as glycosyltransferase family 39 protein. Gene Ontology annotation, cellular component: membrane; endoplasmic reticulum. The record is from RefSeq and is a predicted model, not a curated record. Gene Ontology annotation, molecular function: dolichyl-phosphate-mannose-protein mannosyltransferase activity. Gene Ontology annotation, biological process: protein O-linked glycosylation via mannose. NCBI's taxonomy places the organism in Eukaryota, Fungi, Ascomycota, Sordariomycetes, Hypocreales, Hypocreaceae. The coding region runs from base 296 to 2617 and encodes 773 amino acids. The transcript has 7 exons.